AUGGGAGUUGUAAUCUACGAUUUACCGGAUGACAAUGAUAUUUCCUAUUAUUAUUUUCCCGACUAUCAAAAUGGCACAAGAAUUUUCUGGACCUCGAUUAUCGAUUGGUUCGGUGCCAACUUCUUUUUCGGUCUACCAUUCCGAGCAUGGCUUUCAAUCUCUGCCUUGAUUUUACUCUUCAUCCACAUCCUGAUUUUAUCCCGAAAAUCUCUCCGAACUUCCUCGAUCAAUGUGAUCAUGAUAGGUCUAGCUAUAACAGAUAUAACUUUUAUGCUUUUCAAUAUUUUCCGUCACUUUGGUUUCAUUAUUGAUGGCAAUUUUGAUUCAUGCACCCCCGUAGUUCACCUAUAUUCCUUGUAUUUUUUCAUGGGAUUUUCGGCGUUGGCUGAUUUUUCGAGACGAGCUUCUUCAUGGCUUGUAGUUUUUAUGGCGUUGAUUCGAGCAGUUGUUAUCAAAAAGGGAACGAAUCCAAAGUUCAAGAAAUUGCAGAUUUCAAGCUCUGGAUGGAUUUCGGUGUUGGUUGCGAUGUUUAUGGCAACACCGAUUACCACUGUUGAAUGGUUCAGAUAUCAGUUUAAUUAUGUUUCAGAGGAAGAUUACCUAAUAGAGUCAGUUAAUUUCAGGAGAGAUCUUGGAAAUUUUUGUACACAAUUUUCUGGAACAAAAAACACCUGAAUCAUUCCCAAAAACUUCCAGCUGCCUCCCCGAAGACCGUGUCAACAAUUACACCUUCCCCGUCUUCAACAUGUCCGCAAGUGGUUUCUUCGAAGCCUAUUCCGCACUCCCCCUCAAAAUCUAUUAUUUCUCCGAGGCCAUAACUUCAAAAUUCUUGCCCUGCUUCAUUUCACCAAUUCUCACAGCCAUCCUUAUCAAUGAAAUAAACGCGUCACGUCGCAAAAAAAGCACGUGGCGCUCUAAAAACUAUCGUGAGCGAGAUAAUCGAACUACCAAGCUGGUAUCCUUCAUGUCAAUCUCAUUUUUGAUUAUCCAUCUGCCUCAAGGCCUAAUGUAUACUUCGCAGAUAUUUUUCGUCGAACAACUUGGUGUAACUCUUCUUAUGUCGUAUUUCAUGUCAUUUUUCACAACUUUGUAUAUUCUAAAUGCCGCUUCCCAUCUUGUUUUAUGCUUCUAUCUUUCAAAUCAAUAUCGUGCUGUUGUUUUAUACAUUAUUAGAUUACCCUUUGCUAUUUCUAUCCAAGUUCCAACAAUUCAAGUCAAAAAUAGUGUCGGUGCAAUUUCAACAAUCGGAAAUUUCAGUCAAUUCAGAACCAGGACACCAAGUCAAGUCAAUAUAGGGAUCUGA
Molecule: messenger RNA, 1303 nt
Organism: Caenorhabditis angaria
Lineage: Eukaryota; Metazoa; Nematoda; Chromadorea; Rhabditida; Rhabditidae
Source: the annotation of a GenBank genome assembly